Molecule: messenger RNA, 1826 nt
Organism: Owenia fusiformis
Lineage: Eukaryota; Metazoa; Annelida; Polychaeta; Sabellida; Oweniidae
Source: the annotation of a GenBank genome assembly
GGCAGCCCUCCAAGUAGUCAUAGCAACGGACAGGUAGCGAAUAAUGGUGUAGGUCUCUUUGCUUUACCCCCAAGCAAGAUCAACACUUUAGAACGACAACGGCAGUUAGCGGAAGAAAAGGAACGUAAAGAAAUGGAAAAAUUCAUCAAAUUGAAUAACGCACCCUACAAAUCCACUGACAUUAAUUUAUUUGGUGUAAAUAUUCCUAGUCGAGUGAACACUCUAGAAAGACAGAGGCAAAGCCGGGCGAGUACAUUAGAGCGACAACUACAACGAGCAUCAUCCAGGUCAUCGAGAGUCGACCUGUCCAAAUUAAGUCCGAAAGUUCAGCAUGAAACAGAUAAACUAGCCAAUGACACCGAGGUUACAACUUCAAAAGAAGUUGGUUCAAAUUUUGGUCCAGAUAUUUCGCAACUAACAGAUGCAAUCGUCAAACUUACCGAGGCUGUUCCUAAUGAUGAGAACAAAAUCGAACCAAAGGUCGAGCCAAAACAAAAAGAACAAAGAAAAUUUCCAAGACUUAAUUUCUCGGCAUCUAAAUCAAAGAACAAAAACAAGAAGAUUGAAAAAAGUAAUGAAGUAGAUUCCAAAGAGAGUGAUAGCGAAAAUGAACUUGAUGGUAACAAUCCACCGAAAAUAAUAGUACAGGCGCCAACUAAACCCGACUCCCCAAACGUCAUCACAAACGAGAAAAGGUCGGUACCAAGAAGCACAAGACGCUACGUAAAUCCUUAUAAAGACCCCUCGCCAGACCACAUAAUACCAACAGAAGACUCAUCUCCCGAAUCAUAUUCCGCUAAAGCCCCGACAAUAACACCAAAGACCAGUCUUAGACAAAACACAGCAGCCAGUGAUAAUAAAACUGAUCCCAUCUAUGCCAAACCCAAGACACAACCUGCGACAGUCCCCUUUCAGAAAACACCCCGUAUAAUUCCACAACCGAUAAAGGAAAACAAUCCAAUCAAAACAAGUGAGCCCAAAAUCAAACCACAAACUGAAUCGAAACCCACAACGAAAGUAUAUAAUCAAGUGCCACUAUCAAAAUCGGAAUUGCCGGACACAAAUGAUAAACAUAUUCCGAAUUCCAGAAAGCCAAAUUCAAACUAUGAACCAUCACUAUAUGGAAAAAAUACAAAUAGGACUGACCCCAAACCUAAGGAAAAGGAAAGUCCCAUCCAAGAAGUCGACAUACUUUAUCCAAAAAGAUCUCCAAUUUCACCCAGCAAUAAGUAUCCUUCUCGUCAACCCACAAACCCGUAUGCAACAUACACAAGCCCUUAUUCUAACCCAGGAAGAAGACCGUAUGUCAUGAAUAAAAGUCCGUUAAACUCUUCUCCUCAGAACCCAUAUACAAACCAAAAGAGUCCAAAUUCGAAUCCAAAUCAAAGAGUCCCAUACUCGUCUUCGUCCCUUCCCUAUCCGAGACAAGACAGGAACCCAGGGGGUCCGUACACACCAAAUCGAACGGGCACAUACGAUAAGCCGUCCGUCGAUAAGCCAUAUUACGACAGCCGUAAGAUGGAUAGUAUUGACUCUGCUUUUCCACCCACUGACGACUAUACAGAAGGGUCAGUGUCUGAGGAAGACGAUCCUGUGUUCUACCCACGUGAAUUCAAUGCUAAUUACAUGGGACAUUAUUAAAACAAUUUCAGAGAACAGUUCAUGAUAACUCAAGGUGAUUUGACAACCCAGAAUUCAUUCUCUUGACUGUCGUGAACCAAUUUGGUAACAUACGAGAUAAUUACUAUUAUGAUAAUCUCGCAACUAAUGCCUGGGUCACAUAUUCUCCAAUCCAUCGGCCGGCGCCCGGCAGAUUGAGUGUUUUG